This is a messenger RNA of Myotis daubentonii (Daubenton's bat), 1088 nucleotides long. RefSeq names its product A-kinase anchor inhibitor 1 (gene AKAIN1). NCBI's taxonomy places the organism in Eukaryota, Metazoa, Chordata, Mammalia, Chiroptera, Vespertilionidae. The record is from RefSeq and is a predicted model, not a curated record.
CUGCCGGGACGCCGGGCAAUUACCUUUUUCUCUCUUCCUCUUCGGUCCUUCUCCCGUAGAAGCUGUAGGAGUGCUUUGCUCUCUAAACUGCUACGUAUGCUGAGCUGGCACAGGAAUGAGGGAUGAACUGAGCAGGGAUCCCGUCUCCUCCUCCCGCCGCGGCUGUGGCCGCUGGCGGAGCAGUGCAUUGUGGAGGCUGAGCGCGCCGCAGCGGCUGGACCUGCAGCCCGGGAUCGCGCGGCGGGGAGCUGUCCGAGGUGCUGAUCGCCCCGGCCCGCAGCCGGUCUGCGCCCUGCACGCGCACCUGCACCGGACCCCAUCCAAGUCCUGGCCUUCGUGUCUCUCUCUUUACCUAGGGGCGUAACGGCUGGAGGAAAUCAUGGUGUUCGCUCCAGGCGAGAAAACUGGAAACGAGCCUGAAGAGGUGAGGCUGCAGAAUGCCAGCAAACAGAUUGUGCAGAAUGCCAUCCUGCAGGCUGUGCGACAAGUCUCCCAGGAGAGUCGGCAGAGGGAAGAGAGAGACGGUGACAACCGGGGCAGCUUCCAGCUGGGCGUGGGGCAGUUAACCAAGAAGCAUGAAAAGAAGUAACACGGUGGAUUUGGCUCUUCUCAUAUGCUCCUCUUUUAGCCUUUCUCUUAGUAUAGGAUGCGUCGCCAACAUGUUGCCAGUAAAGCAAACCAAAAGUGCCAUUGGCACCCAGCGGCAGAAUGAAUUCAUACGAGCCCUGGCUGAGAAGCACUGUUUUGAAAAAGUGUGUUAGAUGAUUCUGUUUAUAUUAAUGCAGUGCCUCUUAAACAUUGUGGGGCCAAACCCGAUAUUGUAAUUGCAAAAGUAGUUUUGCAGCACAAUUUAUUUUUAAAAACAUAAUUAUGUCUAUUGAUUUCUGCCUUUUAUGCAUUCUUUCUGUGAAUUUAACCAAUAGUCCUUUUUGCUGUAAUAUUGAGUAAUUUCUGUGUUCAUUAUAGUUUAAAAAGACUUGCUGGAAAGGGGAAAGAUUGGAGUUUCAAUCUUCAAUAUGGAACUGAAGGUCAAAUUGAGCAAAGGCAAAUUCUAAGACUGAGUCUCUCAGGAUCUUAUGAAGAUAUAU